GGACAAUUGACUGUCCGUUUGCUUGCUUUACUUUUUGUUUUAAAACCAUUUACACACACACACGAACGUAAAACCCACAAACACACACAAACAUAACAUCGUCAUCAUAAUAUCAUAUAUUACUAGAUUUUAUUUUUCUUAAAAUUCAAUGGCAAAUGUUAGCUACCUUCAUUUCGACCAAAACGACGACGUUUACCCUCAAGAUCUUGAGGAUUUCAAUCUUCCCUCGCAACACUUGCUUUCCCGCCCUCAAAGACAUCGUUCCGAUCCAUACCCGACCCGUUUCAAUCAGGUGAAUCAUGACUUAAUUCAAUCUGAUAUUAGGAUUUUUGAAAGAAUUCAUCAUAACAAUAUUAAUAAUGAUAAUAUUACUAGUGGUGAUGAUUAUGAUAUGAAUUUAAUUGAAUUUGAUAUGGGUUUUGGGUUAUGUAAUUAUUAUGAUAAUGAUGGUGAUUGCGAAAUUUGCCCGCAAAAUGUUGAACUAAAUUUGACUGAUUCUGAUUAUAAUAUUGAAAAUGGGGAGGAUUAUGAUUUUGGUAUGAAUGAGGUUUGUGAGGAUAUUGAUGAAGGGAAUCUUAUGCUCUCUUGGUCUACUUUUCGUAUCGAUGAUAACGACAAUGAUAAUAAUCGUGUUGGAGGGGAUGUGGACGUGGAUAUACGUCAACAGUAUUUGGAGUGGGAGCAAGUGGAUGGUGGGAUAGACGAAAGGGGGGAAUUGUUGGACGUGUUUAUAGCUCCAGAAGAUGAGAAUCGGGAUCGUGUGACCAGGGGUGAGGAUUUGGGGUGGGAGGUUUUUUUGGAUUUUAAUGAUAUUGAAGGGGUUGCGGGUGUUUUAGAAGAGCGGUUUGAAGGUGAUGAUGAUGAGGAGAACGAGAUGUUGUUUAGGCAGUUUGUGGAAAACGGUGAUUUGGGUUUGGUUAGACCACCGGCUUCUAAAAGAGUGGUUGAAAAGCUUUUGAACGUGGUGAUGACGAGUGAAGAUAAUGAUGCGGUUUGUGCUGUUUGUAAGGAUGAGAUUGGUGUAGGUGAAGUGGUGAAACGGCUUCCUUGUAGUCAUUUUUACCAUGGUGAUUGCAUUGUUCCUUGGUUGUGUAUACAGAAUACUUGUCCUGUUUGUCGUUAUGAGCUUCCAACUGAUGAUCUUGGUUAUGAACGUAGGAAAGUGGAAAGGGUUGUGAGUGGUAUAUGAAUAGUGACAGUUAGUAGUUUGGUUUUGAGUUUAUAUAGUUUCAAGUUUAUGAAAUGUAUAUAUUAUCCUUUGCAGUGAGUUAUGUAAUGAUUGAAGGGAUAUUUGUAUGUUGGUUCUUUAAAUGAUUCUAUGAUAUGAUUGCUUAAUUUGCUAGGUUGC
This is a messenger RNA of Erigeron canadensis, 1348 nucleotides long. Its product is annotated as E3 ubiquitin-protein ligase CIP8-like. Gene Ontology annotation, cellular component: cytoplasm. Gene Ontology annotation, biological process: protein ubiquitination. Bases 149 to 1189 code for a protein of 346 amino acids. NCBI's taxonomy places the organism in Eukaryota, Viridiplantae, Streptophyta, Magnoliopsida, Asterales, Asteraceae. The record is from RefSeq and is a predicted model, not a curated record. Gene Ontology annotation, molecular function: ubiquitin protein ligase activity. The transcript has a single exon.